Messenger RNA from Aphanomyces astaci, 2006 nucleotides. RefSeq lists its product as hypothetical. Lineage: Eukaryota; Oomycota; Saprolegniomycetes; Saprolegniales; Verrucalvaceae. The coding region runs from base 32 to 1828 and encodes 598 amino acids. Gene Ontology annotation, molecular function: protein binding. The record is from RefSeq and is a predicted model, not a curated record. The transcript is spliced from 16 exons.
GUGAAAACAAACAUAAACCACUUUCUUUCCCAUGGAGCGUCCGACCGCGCCGCCUGAGACGACACCACCUCCUUGUCGUGCAGAUGACGGCCGCCACGAUGCCGUUGCUACGCGCGCUGACAACGGUGCCAGCCCCGAGAACUUCACACAGAGUUCUCGUGCUUCAGUGACUACGCCCAGGCAAGACGAAGACGCAGAUCGAACCAAGUCGAGUGUUCGGUUGAAAAAGUCGAUCGUGUUGCAGCCCAUGCAGUGCCUCAAUUCCACCGCGAGUACCGAUGAGCUGUUUUAUCUGGCAUGUCAAGCGGGAGACGAGGUCAUGGUGCGGUCCCAGCUGCCACUGGCCAGUUCUGGGGCGUUGGACUUGAACCGAUUCACGCAUCAUCAAGACACGCCGCUGUGCGUGGCAUGUGUGGAAGAGCGCCUCGAGGUUGUGACGCUGUUGUUGUCGCACCCGUCGAUCCAAGUGAACCUGAGCAACUACUCGCACCCCCCGCUGGCCCUGGCGGCAGGACUAGGCCGCGUCCAAGUUGUGCGGCUCCUCCUCGGCCACCCGGCCAUCGAUGUGAACGCUGCGACUGCUAGACGAACGCCACUGACCGCAGCCUGUGAAAAUGGUCAUUUGGACGUCGUCCAGGAGCUGUGCGCUUGCCCCGCCCUGAGUUUGAACCUGCUAGACCACGACGAACACUCGGCCCUGUUUACUGCCAGUUUGCACGGCCACAGCGAUGUCGUGCGCUUUCUGCUGACGUUGCCAGACACUGACGUCAACUUGCUCUGUGGCGGAGAUUUGGCUGUGACGAUGGCCACUCUGUACCACCACUCGGACAUUGUGACCAUGCUCUUGGCGGUCCCCACUCUGGACGUGAACAAGUUGGACCAAGACGGUCACUCGGCGCUAUCUCUGGCUUGCCAAGAAGGAUUUGAAGACAUCGUGGCGUUGCUGUUGACGCACCCUGCGAUACAGCUUCGUGUUUCGGGCACCAAGUCUGCGUUGACAUGGGCCGUGGAAAAGGGUCAAGUGGCUAUCCUCGACCGCUUACUCACUCACGAGCAAUCCAUCCCCAGCACAGUGCAACCAACUGACAAAGUACCUUUGACCACGGUGGCCUGCCAGAGAGGACAUUUGGACAUUGUGAAGUUAUUGCUCGCACGCGGCGUCUUCGAAUCCGACCCCCCAGAAGUCCAAUGGACUUCUGUGUACGAGGCCCUACUGAACAAACGCCUCAAAGUGUGUCGGCUGCUCCUUGUCGAAAACGGCAGCAAACUGACGCUACCCCCUACCCCUAAGGGCCAGCCCACGUUGCUGCAUGCGGCGGCGGUGGCUGGUUACGAGGACAUUGUGGGGACACUCUUGGCGCGUGCAUACGACGACGUUGGCGCUUUGGAUCCCGACGGUCGCACGGCGCUCGAAGUGGCUGUGACACAGGGCCAGUGGGGCGUGGCGACGCUCCUUCUAAGCGCGGAUUUGCCAGUCCGAGUCUCCCAAGAUGGUCAGGUCGUGCCGAAUGCAACGCACGUGAAUUCGUGGACCGAUAUCGCAGAUCCAAGUGGUCGCUUUGCCCACAUGGACGCUUCCAAACGGUGUGACGUGGUGCGGGCACUGCUGCUCCAGUUCCCCGAAUCAUCUCAAAGGGAGUUGGCACAAGCACUGCUGUCGGCCACGCAUUCGACGUCCGGUCUCACCGUCGACUCGUUCAUCGAUUCAAAAUCCCUAGAGCUGUUGCGUUCGUGGACGCCGUCGCCGCAACUGGGGGAACGAACGUGUUUAGAAAAUCAACGGGCUCUUCGCACCCCCGGGGCGGUGUCUGUGGGCCGGGUAUGUUGAUUGAAUGGAUUAUCCCUAUGACACCGACAUAGAUCGAAUUGGUGGAAGGUGCUGACAACUCGAUGGUUCAAUAAGACUUUGCCGACACUGUCGGGCCAUCGAUAGUAGGAGGAAAUUAAGAAUGUAUACUAUGGCCAGAGACAAGUAGUUGAGGAUAAUACUACUCGUAGUACAGUAC